Ramularia collo-cygni is the source of this 1707-nucleotide messenger RNA. RefSeq lists its product as uncharacterized. Bases 1 to 1707 code for a protein of 568 amino acids. The transcript has 3 exons. The record is from RefSeq and is a predicted model, not a curated record. Lineage: Eukaryota; Fungi; Ascomycota; Dothideomycetes; Mycosphaerellales; Mycosphaerellaceae.
AUGCGCCGACGACAGCUCCUCGAGGCCGAGAGCUACGAAGACAAAUGGGUGACCCGGUGGAGGCCCAGGCGAGGCGCCAAAUACCACCCAUAUCUCAAGCUCAUCGCUCAGAUCGUCUUUGGAAUGCACUUGCUGGAGAAGGAGCAGGCGAAAUCCAACGCCGAGGUGGUCAAGAUCCUCCAGCACCACGUCGACGAUGUCGAUGCAUUCCUGGAGCGGACAUGGGAGGACUUUGACAUUGCGAACAAGGACAUUGAAGAGCGCAUUCGCUUUCUCCGCAUGCCCAUGAACCACACCGAUGUCUUUGAGGUGAUGCUGGACGAGAAGAAAUUUCGAACAGAACUGCUCCGAGGCAAUGAGAAGCUCGAGAAGAUCGUCGACCGCACAACCAAAGCCAUGAACUCCGCACUCUCCGACAUUCAGGCUGGCAUCAAAUCCACGGAAGAGCUGAGCGUAUAUCUCUCCGGCGUGAAGCGCAGGUGGCCGAUGCACAAUGUCGAAAUCGCCGAUGUACUGGCAGCAAUGAAAGACAACGAGCAAGGCUGGAUGGCAUAUCUGCAAGAUCUCCAGCGAAAAGGCGCCGCACUGGGAAAGAAUUUGACGGUCCUCAACGCAAUCGUGGUGGAGAUAGCGAAGAGAGCCGCUGCCGCCAGCCGGCGUAACAAACCACAAAGGACCAUUUCACCAACAAAAGCCUCACCUGGCGUUCGUUCAAAGUUCGUCAGGGACUCUCCCAAGAAAGGCGCCUGGACGAACAAACCGCUCCCUCAGGAACCUAAGCCGAGGCUCACCAUCUCGAAGCCAAUACUACCAGUGUCAAUUGUUGGCGAGAGCAAACGGAUAAAGCAAGACAAGGGCAGUCCACCGCGCCCAAAUAUUGCUGGGCACGCCCGUGGAAGUAAUAGCGUUCCCAGACCGACUCAAACUGAGGACAUGAGAGAAUUAGCAGCUUUCCUGCGGCAGUCAGGGCCUCUUCGCAGCCAUCCUCCGGAUCCCCCUUCGAAGGCAGCUCUGCCUGCUCGAAUUGCAAGUAUGUCUAAACUCCGACGUGAAACUGAGGCUAUGGUCAAGAGAAAGCCCAACYGGACCCAGAGUCAUGGAGGCGAACUCCUGAACUUCACGCCUCUCAUGAUGGCAAAUCCUCAAUACAGACGAUCUGUGAGUCAGGGAGCCAUCCCAGCAUUCGCAUCUUCGCCGGGAAAAACAAUCAGCAAAAGCAACAUCACAGCAUCACCCAAGGAGUGCCAGGCCGAGGCCGAGCCUCGGACUUCAAUAGGCAGCGGAUUCUCUCAACGUGUGUCCAAACGACUCAAGUCUCUGCCUCAACCACCCAUAUUCUCGCCGAAGCCAGACAUGUCUCCCCGGACUAUUGAUUCCGCUUUCUCCCACAUAGUCGAGAAGGACUUCGCAUCAGACGUCGUGAAACCCUCUCUCGAGCUGGAGAAACCGUCCAGUCCCGUCACUCCCAUCGAGAAGCCUGCUGGCUCCCGUCUAGCGCUUUUCCCCAAGAAUACGGGUCCAAUGACCCCGUCGCAGGCAAGCUCGAGGAGCAACGCGCAAAGCCCAAGUCCUGUGAGUAAUGAAGCCUUCACGAAGGGUUCCGGAGGUACUCCUCAACAGCCUACGCACCACGCCUCAAAAUCGUCCGUGUCGAUGAGUCUGAAAAACUUCUUCCACCGCAAAAUGCCGAGCCAGAGUGUGUUUUGA